UUCUGUUUGUUGCUACGUUAUCAGAAAGCAAAUUAAUUACUUGCUAUGAUUUCCUAUAUAAACACUUCAAACUUUUCAGAGAAGAGAUCAAAAAACAAUCUACAAAAAAGAAGAAUAGCAAAUAGAGAGAAAGCCACAUUGGAGGAAGAGGAAGAAAACUUCUUGAAGAUGCUUAAUUCAGGAGGCACUUCUUGUUUCCAAAAUGGGUCACAAGGGUUGCAGACCUAUGGAGAUGUCACCCAAGAUGUUCUUUCAUCGGCUCUUGAAGCAUGCUCGGUCUCCGAAGCACACUCAAGCAAUCUCCUCUACAAUCUCUCAUCUCUCAAAGCCAAAGUUCAUCAAGUGCAGUCAUUGAUCAGCAUCUUUAUCUUUCCUGAUCAAAGCCAACCAACAGUAUCAACAACCUUAACCAUGGCUACCGUUGCCACUUUAAUCCAAGAAAUUAUUGCCACCGCGUCAUCCAUUAUGUUCACCUGCCAACAGAUAGCUCUUGGUGCAACUCCGGCCACCAAUAACAACGAUGAAUCGCACCAUCAAAGCGUUAAUAAGCUUCCCAGUGGCAUAUUAUCUGAUCAACCAAGCUGCGAUGGAGACCACCAGGUUAUUAUACAGGAAGGAGAUGAAAGAGAGCAAGGCUUUUAUUCUGGUGAGACCACCCUUGAUUGGUUUGGUGAUAACUAUAAUACAUCAUGUAAUACGAAUGACGAUAAUAAUCAAAAUAUGGUUGUUAGCAGCAGUAAUGGAAUGGAAAGGAGCUUGGGAUUGCGUCAAAAGAGCAAAAUUGGUGAAGGGAUUUCGCCAAAGAAUUAUGACAUCAUCGAGUUGGACGCUGCAGAAUUGUUGGCCAAGUACACACAUUUUUGCAGAGUUUGUGGGAAAGGGUUCAAGCGCGAUGCAAAUUUGAGAAUGCACAUGAGGGCUCAUGGUGACGAGUACAAGUCUAAUGCUGCUUUGAUCAAUCCCAUGAAGAGCAAUAAAGUAGGUUUGAUGGAAAACAAUGGAGGCCCGAUGAAAUUGCCUAGAAAAUAUUCAUGUCCACAAGAAGGGUGCAGGUGGAAUCGAAAGCACGAGAAGUUUCAGCCACUGAAAUCCAUGGUUUGUGUGAAGAAUCACUACAAGAGGAGUCACUGCCCGAAGAUGUAUGUCUGCAAUCGCUGCAACCGGAAGCAGUUCUCGGUGGUAUCGGAUCUACGGACACAUGAGAAGCACUGUGGUGAUCAUGUCAAGUGGAAGUGCUCAUGUGGUACCACAUUUUCUAGGAAAGAUAAGCUUAUGGGUCAUGUUGCUUUGUUCUUGGGGCACACUCCAGCUAUGGAUUCUUCGAUGAUCGGAAAAGUUGAACAACGUGGAGAACAAAUGCAAUCAUGUAUGCAAUAGAUAAGUUCCAAGUCCUCAUGCGUGUGUCCCUAACAAAAACAUGUAUGCGAUAUGUAACGAUGGGUCAUCAACUGUUUCCUAUUGUAUUUAGUCAAUGUAACGUAUUAGCAAAUCUUAGUUUGAUUAGUUAGCUGGGUUGCUGGAAUGACUUCGUAAUUUUGAUCUUUGUCUAAGUUCAUAGGGCUAUAAGUAUCUUUUAGUCUCUAAACUCUUUUCCUUCAGUGACAUAUUAUGCUAUUUUAUAAAUGACAGCUUAUGUUGUAAAUCUUUGCACAGGACCUUUUGCUUUG
Molecule: messenger RNA, 1667 nt
Organism: Cornus florida
Lineage: Eukaryota; Viridiplantae; Streptophyta; Magnoliopsida; Cornales; Cornaceae
Product: protein SENSITIVE TO PROTON RHIZOTOXICITY 2
Exons: 1
Coding region: 46-1377 (443 amino acids)
Biological process (GO): response to aluminum ion; response to acidic pH
Source: RefSeq, a predicted model, not a curated record